Penicillium antarcticum is the source of this 1236-nucleotide messenger RNA. RefSeq names its product ANP1/MMN9/VAN1 family protein. Gene Ontology annotation, cellular component: mannan polymerase complex. Gene Ontology annotation, biological process: protein N-linked glycosylation; cell wall mannoprotein biosynthetic process. The transcript is spliced from 4 exons. Gene Ontology annotation, molecular function: alpha-1,6-mannosyltransferase activity. The record is from RefSeq and is a predicted model, not a curated record. The coding region runs from base 1 to 1236 and encodes 411 amino acids. NCBI's taxonomy places the organism in Eukaryota, Fungi, Ascomycota, Eurotiomycetes, Eurotiales, Aspergillaceae.
AUGUUGUUGCCCAAGGGUGGUGUUAAUUGGAAGUCCGCGAAGGCCAGAUUGCCGCCAUGGAGGGCAAUCGUCGUCUUAUUAACGCGAACUCGCUUUCUGGUCUCGAUAGCCUUGACCGGAUUGCUGAUCCUCAUGUGGCGCGGCGUGAGCAGGUCUGCGUCGGAGAUGCAAAACUUCUACUGUUAUGGCUCAUCAAAGUCACCCAUGGAGAUGUCCCUCAACGAGAUGGUUGAGUGGAAUGCGCACGCCCAAACCCCCGUUCUCUUCAACCGCCACGAACCCUACGAAGUCAACAACACCUCCAUCGCCGAAGUCGACCUGAACCCCAUCAAGUCGACCACCCAAGCAGCGCUCAACCAUGAGCGUGUCCUCAUCCUGACUCCUCUCCGCGACGCCGCCCCUUACCUGGCCAAGUACUUUGACCUCCUGUACAAGCUGACCUACCCCCAUGAAUUGAUCGAUCUUGCUUUCCUCGUCGGAGACUGCAAAGAUGACACCCUGGCCAACCUCGCCUCCGAACUCGAUCGUAUCCAGAACCACGCCGAUGAGAAGAUUCGCUUCCGCAGUGCUACUGUGAUCAAGAAGGAUUUCGGUGCCGAUGUUGAGAUGAGUGUAGCCGAGCGUCAUUCAUUUGCUGCUCAGGGACCGCGACGCAAGGCCAUUGGCCGUGCUCGUAAUUACCUCCUUUACUCCGCUCUCAAGCCCGAUCACUCCUGGGUGUACUGGCGUGAUGUGGAUAUCACCGACUGCCCAGAGCGCAUUCUGGAGGACUUCAUGGCCCACGAUAAGGACAUCCUUGUGCCGAAUAUUUGGUUCCACCGCUAUAGGGAUGGCCGUGAUAUCGAGGGUCGCUUCGACUACAACUCCUGGAUCGAAUCUGACCGUGGUCGCCGCCUGCGUGCGACUCUGCCUACCGACACCGUUCUGGCCGAAGGCUACAAGGAGUACGACACCGGUCGUACCUACUUGGUUAGCAUGGGUGACUGGCGCAAGAACAAGGACGAGGAGGUGGAGCUUGACGGCAUUGGCGGCGUCAACAUCCUCGUCAAGGCCGAUGUCCACCGCUCAGGUAUCAACUUCCCCGCAUACGCAUUCGAGAACCAAGCAGAGACCGAAGGUUUCGCCCGCAUGGCCAAGCGUGCCGGCUACCAAGUGAUCGGACUGCCCAACUACGUGGUCUGGCACAUUGACACCGACGAGAAGCCCGGCAACCUUGGAGAGCGCAAAGCGUUUUAG